Messenger RNA from Cryptomeria japonica (Japanese cedar), 665 nucleotides. RefSeq lists its product as uncharacterized. The transcript has a single exon. NCBI's taxonomy places the organism in Eukaryota, Viridiplantae, Streptophyta, Pinopsida, Cupressales, Cupressaceae. The coding region runs from base 11 to 412 and encodes 133 amino acids. The record is from RefSeq and is a predicted model, not a curated record.
UUUAUCAAAAAUGGCGGCCAUUUCAGAUAUAACAGGAUUGUCUAUGUCUGUGAAGAGGUUAAUGAAGAGACGAAGAUACAGAAGGUUUGAUAAGUUUAAUGGAGAAAGAAGGCGAUUGAGAUCAAUACAGCUGGGUGGGAGCAAAGGAAGGAUUGUUUGGAGGCUCAAAUUUGUGCCAAAGCUGAAGCUGAGAUAUAUUAAAUCUGUAGAAAAGUUUUCUGCAAAGUCAUGGCUUGCCAAAGUGAGAGAUUCAUAUGUGAAUAUGAUGUUCAAUCUUGCUCAAAUGAGAAUUAAACAGACCCCCAAAAAGAUGCGUGUUGAAGAUUUCAACAAUAAGAUGAUUACUGAGAUUUACAAGUCUAUGGGAGUACAGGUUGAGGUGUUGCCAGAUACUAGACGAAUUAUGAUAUAAGUGCUUUGAGUAUGUAGAUAUGGGAGGUUUAUGCCCCCUCUGCACAUUCUUUUGCUAUUCACUUAUGGGAGGUUUCUUAUACUUGUAAUGAAACUUUGAAGGGUUCAGAAUGGGUGAAUGUGUAUGAUGAAGCUUCCCUUAUCAGGAUAAGACAAGGAUGGUUUUAAUGUUCAGUAUGUAUAAUAAGUAAGAUCCAAAUCCAUUAGAAGAUGCUUGUAUUUUGUGAAACUUACUAAUCUCACUGGAGGUUUUA